Messenger RNA from Hydractinia symbiolongicarpus, 809 nucleotides. RefSeq lists its product as uncharacterized. Bases 43 to 660 code for a protein of 205 amino acids. Lineage: Eukaryota; Metazoa; Cnidaria; Hydrozoa; Anthoathecata; Hydractiniidae. The record is from RefSeq and is a predicted model, not a curated record. The transcript has 2 exons.
ACUAGUUCACUUUCUGUUUUAGAAGUUAAAAAAUAAACAAACAUGGUUUACUAUAGAGAGACUACGACAAUGAUCUCUGAUUUAGUGUUAAGUGCAUGUUCUUUUGUGGCUGGAACAAUGCGAAUGAACAGAAUGAGAGCAUAUUCAUGGAGAUAUGCAACAAUUGGUUGGUUUGGAAUGUUUGGAUUUUCAUUCAUAGGUUUUGCUGCAUUUCUGGGGUUUUUAAGAUUUGGAUAUUUUUUUCCAAGAAGACAACAUUCCCUUGAGAGUUGGCACAAAUAUUUUACAGCUCUAGCAUCUAUUAUCGGUCUACCAAUGAUUGCAGCAGCAUAUACUCAACGAACAGAAUACCAGAAUUUGUGUUGGAUGUUUUUAGUUCUUUCAAUAAUUAGCACCUUAUUACAUUGUAUAGAAGCUCUACAUGUCGCUGUACGUGAUUUCUGUGCAGUUGUUUCAGUGUUGUUUGUGAUCAUUUCAGCAGUGUUCAUGGAAUAUCGUGGACAAGUCAACAGAUACUCUUUGGCUGGAUCUUGUUGCUUUAUAUUUGCUACUAUUGUAUCUGAUCAGGGCCGUGGAUUUCAGGGAAUCAAGAAUGUGGAUUUGUUUCAUUAUUUCCUUUCUGUCGGAGUUUGCCUGUUAUCAGAAGGUCUUUUGCUUUAAAUGUGUUUUUCCAAAAAGCACUGCACUAUUGUUGUCAGCAUACCCGAAUUGUUGCAGUGAUCAACUUUUUAUGACGAAAGUGCAAGUAUUCUAUGCGUAUGUAUGCGAGAUACUUAGCUUAGUUGUUUCUUUUUAAAAGUAUGUAGCGA